CCUAUCCUGCCAUGGAACAACACAGCAGAGGAGGAGGCAGCAUGUGAGCCAGGCCUUGAAGAGGGAGUGGGAGAGGAAAUGGGUCAGCAGGGCAGCCAGGUGCAGAGAAGCGAGGGAUGUGUGGCCCUGGCAGCCAGGGGCGGAGCCGGGAGAGGGGAAGGAAGGCUGAGCGGGAGGGCGGGAGCGAUCUGCACUCGGCCGUCCAUGCGUCUGUCCCCGGCCUGCUUCUAGAUGACACCCCCGUGGCCACCGCCAAGAACAUGCCCGGGGACAGCGCGGAUCUAUUUGGGGACGGCGCGACGGAGGAUGGCAGUGCCGCCAACGGGCGCCUGUGGCGGACGGUGAUUAUCGGGGAGCAGGAGCACCGCAUAGACCUGCACAUGAUCCGGCCUUACAUGAAGGUGGUCACCCACGGAGGGUACUACGGCGAAGGCCUCAACGCCAUCAUCGUCUUCGCGGCCUGCUUCCUCCCGGACAGCAGCCUCCCCGACUACCACUACAUCAUGGAGAACCUCUUCCUGUGAGUGUCCACCCGCGCCGGGCAGCCUCAGGCCAGUCCUGACGCCUCCCUGGACACAGGGACACCAGGCUGCAAGGACUGCACCGUGUGUGGCUCCAGGAAGCCUGCCUGGCACCAGGGAAGGGCGUGGCAGCCACAGACCUGCAUCUGUCCCUGCUGGCCCCAGGCUCACAGUGGCCUUCCUUCUGGGCCACCUGUGCUCCCUUUCCUCCUCCUCCUCCCCUUCCUCUUCCCC
Sapajus apella (tufted capuchin) is the source of this 755-nucleotide messenger RNA. RefSeq names its product caytaxin-like. The coding region runs from base 117 to 524 and encodes 135 amino acids. Gene Ontology annotation, biological process: apoptotic process. The record is from RefSeq and is a predicted model, not a curated record. Gene Ontology annotation, cellular component: cytoplasm. The transcript is spliced from 2 exons. Lineage: Eukaryota; Metazoa; Chordata; Mammalia; Primates; Cebidae.